Molecule: messenger RNA, 1829 nt
Organism: Anopheles aquasalis
Lineage: Eukaryota; Metazoa; Arthropoda; Insecta; Diptera; Culicidae
Gene: RIOK2
Product: RIO kinase 2
Biological process (GO): protein phosphorylation; maturation of SSU-rRNA
Cellular component (GO): cytosol; nucleus; preribosome, small subunit precursor
Molecular function (GO): protein serine/threonine kinase activity; ATP binding
Source: RefSeq, a predicted model, not a curated record
UUGGCCCGGUUUGACAGUCGUGGCGUAAACAGAAAAUCCAGCAACACGCGGAGAGUUCGAUGAAAACUCAGUGAAUUAAUUCAACUAAUUCCUUAACUAACUCAGCAACCAUGGGCAAACUGGAUGUAACGGUGCUCCGUUACCUCACGAAGGAGGACUUUCGGAUCCUGACGGCGAUCGAAAUGGGAAUGAAGAAUCACGAGCUCGUCCCCGGUGCGUUGGUGGCCGCAAUCGCCAGUCUGAAAGCCGGCGGAGUGCACAAAUUGCUACGCGAGCUUUGCAAGCAUAAGCUACUGACGUACGAGCGAGGAAAACGAUUUGAUGGGUACCGUUUGACGAACAUGGGCUAUGAUUACCUGGCAUUGAAGUCUCUUACCCUACGCGGUUCCAUCUGCGGUUUCGGCAAUCAAAUCGGCGUCGGCAAGGAAUCCAACAUCUACACCGUGGUUGGCGAAGAUGAGACUCCGCUCUGUCUUAAACUGCAUCGUCUCGGGCGUGUAUGCUUCCGGAAUGUGAGAGAAAAGCGUGACUACCACGGAAAACGGCACCGUAUGAGCUGGCUCUAUCUUUCGCGCAUUUCGGCCACACGCGAGUUCGCCUACAUGAAAGCCUUGUACGAUCGGGGUUUCCCGGUACCGAAACCGAUCGACUUUAACCGGCACUGUGUAAUCAUGGAACUGGUCGAUGGCUACCCGAUGACGAAUGUUUGUGAGGUCGGUAACGUCGAAGCGCUGUACGAUGAUCUGAUGAAUCUGAUCGUACGGCUGGGCAACUGCGGUGUGAUUCACGGAGAUUUCAACGAAUUCAACAUCAUGAUCACCCAAGAGCAGCGAGCGAUAUUGAUCGAUUUUCCGCAAAUGAUUUCGACAUCGCACCCGAACGCACAAAUGUACUUCGAUCGCGAUGUGCAGGGUGUUCGUGAUCUCUUCCGGAAGAAGUUUGGCUACGAAAGCGAAGAAUAUCCACAAUUCGAUGAUCUCGAACGAGAUGACGAACUGGAUCGUGAAGUGCUUUGCUCUGGAUACGGAUUUACGCAGGAAAUGGAGGACGAUCUGCUGAAUGAAUAUCACGACACGGAGGGUAACAAGAACGACGAUGAAGCGUUUGAUGAAGAGGAAGAAGAGACGCUAGGAGAUUCGGACGAAGAGAAGCCUCAUGGCGAUCGCAUGAUCGAUGACCUCGAUGAUAAGGAACUGGAGGAAUGUCGCAAAAAGCUGGAAGCAGAAAUAAAAUUCUCUGAGGAAAAGCCAACGCAAAAGGUCACCAAAAAGGAAGACGCAAACUCGGCCAUCCUGAGCUACCUGCAGUCCAUGUCAGUACAGGAUGAAAUGGAAAAACCGGAACCAGUUGAAGAUGAAGAAACGACCACGAAUAUUGCUAACAACGCGACGGAAGAUGAUGCCAGCACAGAAUUGUACGUAGAACCUACGCUGGAAGAGGAUGAGAAACGUGAUGCUGUUCGCGAUAUUGAAUCGGAUGAUCCCGAAAGCGAUCCGGAGGAUGCGACGGUAGAUCGCAAUUCGCGACAGUAUCGUAUGAUGAUGGUUCGAAAGAUGCUCGAUGAUGCGCGCAGCGUUCGCUCGUACUCUACCACGGCCAGCACCAUCGCACCGUCGCUUGUUACGGGGCGUAUAAAGGGCGAUUUGCAGGAGCGUCAAAAGCGCGACCUGAAGAAACGGUGCGUACCAAAAGGUGAAGCCAGUGCAGUCCGUCGAAUGCGCAAAGAUAAUAAUGCCGUGGUUAAAGAGUACCGGGGAUGGGAUUUUUAAGCUAAUCGUCUGCACCUUCUGUGUACCUUCUUGUAUGAAUAUAUUAACUAUCGAAAACGU